UAAUACCAUACUCGUAUCAAUCAACAAAUUGAACUAAAAUUCAAAUUAACUCAGUUAUUCGCUUAAUUUGUUAGUUUCGUCUUGUAUAUGGCAAAGAAAUACCAAUAUGUAGCCAUUUUAAUAACAGUCAUGGUAAUCCUUAGUGGAGCCCAUCGGAUGAAGCGUUUAUCCACGCCCGAAUUUCAUGGAGAAGACACCCUCGAGUUGGCCAAGUACGUGGUGUCCAUCAGAUCGAGAACCCCAAACAAAUUCUUUGGCGACAAUCACUACUGCGGAGGAGGGCUACUAUCCAACCAAUGGGUGAUAACUGCCGCCCAUUGUGUCAUGGGACAAUCCAAGAUCAUGUACAAGGCUCGAUGGCUGCUGGUGGUGGCCGGAUCCCCGCAUAGACUGCGCUAUAUCCCCGGAAAAUCGGUCUGUUCGCCAGUGUCCAGUCUGUACGUCCCGAAGAACUUCACCAUGCACAACACAUACAACAUGGCUCUAAUGAAGCUUCAGGAGAAAAUGCCCUCGAAUGAUCCACGAAUAGGAUUCCUUCAUCUGCCGAAAGAGGCACCGAAAACCGGGGUCAGGCACACUGUCCUCGGCUGGGGAAGGAUGUAUUUUGGCGGACCUUUGGCAGUGCACAUAUAUCAAUUGGACGUGGUUCUCAUGGACAACGCGGUGUGUAAGACGUACUUCCGACACUAUGGUGAUGGAAUGAUGUGUGCUGGGAACAAUAAUGGGACAAUAGACGCGGAACCGUGCAGCGGCGACAUCGGAUCCCCAUUACUAGCCGGAAAGGUGGUUGUCGGCAUAGUUGCCUAUCCGAUUGGCUGCGGUUGCACCUAUAUUCCGUCCAUCUAUACUGACGUAUUUAGCGGCUUAAGGUGGAUCAGGCAAACGGCAUAUGACUGGGCCAGCAUCACUAAGGCAAAUCCAACCCUCAUGUUCAUACUGUUGUAUGUAGUUCAUAGCUGCUUAAAUCGCAUUUGAAAAUUUCAGAAAGUAAACUAAUAAUAUAUGCAA
Molecule: messenger RNA, 1008 nt
Organism: Drosophila simulans
Lineage: Eukaryota; Metazoa; Arthropoda; Insecta; Diptera; Drosophilidae
Product: trypsin
Exons: 3
Coding region: 88-975 (295 amino acids)
Biological process (GO): proteolysis
Molecular function (GO): serine-type endopeptidase activity
Source: RefSeq, a predicted model, not a curated record